CCUUGCUGUAUAUAAAGCCAGCUGCAGCAGCAGCAUUUUCAGAGUCACUCAAGAGCAGCGUGGUGUUCUGACAGCAAGCUACUUCAGCAUAAGCUCUUCAGUCUUGUGGAUUCUCUGGAUUUUGCGAACUCUUCGGCAUGGCUGCAUUCAUCACUGUGGUUCUUCUGGCUGCGCUGCAUCCAUUGAUGGCAUUUGACAUGGGGCAGUCGACUCGCUGUGUCGCCAUACCCAACCAGAUGGGGGUAUGCAAAGAUGUAGGAUACUCAGAGAUGCGCCUGCCCAACUUCUUGGGCCAUAGCAACUUGGAGGGUGAGGUAGUGCCACGUUCAGAAGACUGGAAGCCCUUGUUGCAGACGGGCUGCCAUCCCCAAGCCCAGGCCUUCCUGUGCUCCCUUAUUGCUCCAGUCUGUCUUGACACUUUUAUCCAGCCCUGUCGUAGUCUCUGUGUGGCAGUGAGAGACAGCUGUGCCCCGGUACUCGCAUGCCAGGGUCACCCAUGGCCUGAGGCUCUUAACUGUGAGCGUUUCCCUGCUGAAGAGGACAUGUGCCUUUCUCCUCAUGCAAAAUUUAGUCACUUUGCCAAAGAUCUACCCAAACCUGCUUGUCAAAACUGUCCAUCAGUUGAAGAAGCUCCCUCAAUGAAGAGAGUUCUGGAUUCCUUUUGUCACCAUGACUUUGCUGUUACUGCCAAACUUCAUCGUCGUCGUCUGUCUAAUGCAUUGCCGGAGUUUGAGGUGGAGGGCAGGGUGGAGUUUAUCCGCCAGGGACCUCUGUUGCCCUAUGACACCCAGCACCUACUCCAGCAGUGGCUCCUCAUUAACCUUCAGUGUGCUAAUGUCCUUGUCCGCCCGGGACGGUCACAGCUGUAUGUGCUGACUGGUUCUGUGCAGACUGACGGAACUCUUGCUCUCACGCGUCUCUUCCCGUGGCACAAAAAAGACGCAAACAUUGCAGUGGCCACUCGCAAGUGGAAACACCACAAGUGUUGAGCGGAGCAAAAACUUCAGAUUUCAGACGAGGUCAAGGAGGAACUUUGUGAUCGCCUCUUACAAUUGGGAGAUUACUGAGAACACGUACGCUAGAACAAGAAAGCUCAAAUGGAUAUAGAAACAGAGCUGACCUCAGCAUCACCUCGACAUCCUUUGGCUUCUCUCAGUAGCUCACUAUCUCAUCACUGUUCUUACAUCACACUGUAAUGGAAUGCACUCAAACCUGUACAUAGUAUUAAUAAUUGUAAAUUGAAUUAAGAUUCUAUUUUCUAUAAUGAUAUUGGUGUAUUUAUGACGUCUUUUUUAUUUGUUUGUGUAUGUUAUGUGGGGAA
Solea senegalensis (Senegalese sole) is the source of this 1321-nucleotide messenger RNA. RefSeq names its product sizzled (gene szl). Lineage: Eukaryota; Metazoa; Chordata; Actinopteri; Pleuronectiformes; Soleidae. The coding region runs from base 138 to 989 and encodes 283 amino acids. Gene Ontology annotation, molecular function: Wnt-protein binding. The record is from RefSeq and is a predicted model, not a curated record. The transcript has 4 exons. Gene Ontology annotation, biological process: canonical Wnt signaling pathway; negative regulation of canonical Wnt signaling pathway; non-canonical Wnt signaling pathway.